ACAAUUUAUUCCCCCAAAAUCACAACCUUCCAAUCCUCACCACUCUCUCUCUCACCACUCUCCACCGCCACUUCUUCCACCGCCGCCGCCGCCGCCGCCGCCAUGGAUUCAAAAUCAAAGAAGAAAUCAAAGAAGCCGAAGCACCAGCACCCCAAUGACCAAACCACCUCGAAAUCCGAAUUCUCCUUCAAGCCCUCCUCCGACGUGAAAGGCCUCCGCUUCGGCGGCCAAUUCCUCGUCAAAUCCUUCACCGUCCGCCGCGCCCGCCCCCUCGAGCUCCUCCGCCUCCUCUCCCUCCCCCCCACGCGCCCCGCCCUCCCCUCCGCCGCCGCCUACCUCCCCACCAACUUCACCAUCCUCGCCCACCACGCCUGGCACACGCUCACCCUCGGCCUCGGCACCAAAAAAUCCAAGGUCGUCGUCUUCGUCUUCGACUCCGAGGCCUCCCGCGCCGCCGCCGAGCGCCUCUGGCCGGCCGAGAUCCCGCUCGGGGAGGUCAAUCGCAAGCUGAUCCGCGGCCUCUCCGGCUGCGAGAUGGCGCGAUUCAAGUUCAGGAAGGGCUGCAUCACUUUCUACGUCUACGCGGUCAGAAAAAUUGGGGAUUUAGGGUUUGUCUGCGCCGACGAUUUGAAAUGCGUGCUGCAGUCGGUCGUGGCGCUCAAGGAUUUUAUCGAUCACACGGCGAUGCUCGCCUUGCCGGAGCAGAGGAGUAUUGGCCACGCGCCGCCGGUCGCCGUCGCGCAUUGAGAUUUUAGGAAUUUCUGUUUUACCAUUUUUUUUAAUUCGGGAUUUUUCUUUAUUUGACGAUUUUUUUUUUCGGUGGAA
Salvia hispanica is the source of this 825-nucleotide messenger RNA. The record is from RefSeq and is a predicted model, not a curated record. Lineage: Eukaryota; Viridiplantae; Streptophyta; Magnoliopsida; Lamiales; Lamiaceae.